AAUUUAAACAGUUAAAAAGCAGCAUAUUUAGUUGGCGAACCACAACCAAAGCAUAGCUGUGCUCAUUUAAUCUCCCACACAAGCUCUCCAUGAAACAAAAAAGAGUCCGCAUAAAACAUCAGAAAUAUUUCUUUCCUGUAUUCACUCUCAACAUUCCGCUACAAUGUCAAAUACUGAGCUCUCUAUUGAAGAACAGAACCGACGACAACCAGCUACGGCCGCUUCUGGGCUCUUCUCGUUUGCAGACAGGCUUGACUACCUCUUGAUGUUCUUCGCAAGUGUGGGUUCGUGUGCUCAUGGCGCUGCUCUCCCUCUAUUCCUCGUGCUCUUUGGGAAGCUCAUCGACUCAUUAGCUUCUCUUUCGUUACAUCCUCAUAAGCUGGCUUCGGAGAUUUCAAAGCAAGCUCUACAACUGGUCUAUCUCGGACUUCUGGUCAUGGCAUCUGCGUGGAUUGGGGUUGCAUUUUGGAUGCAUACCGGAGAAAGACAAACAGCACGUUUAAGGGUUAAGUACAUCCAAUCUGUCUUACAGCAAGACAUGACAUUUUUUGAUACAGAAGCUAGAGAAGAAAACAUACUGUAUCGCAUUUCAAGUGACGCUAUUCUCGUGCAGGAUGCAAUUGGUGAUAAGAUUGGUCACUGUCAGAGGUACCUUUCUCAAUCUUUUGUUGGAUUGGUCAUGGGAUUUUCCACAGUAUGGCAACUUACCCUCCUCGCACUGGCUGUUUUGCCAUUAAUUGUUGUUGCUGGAGGAACAUAUGCGAUAAUUAUGUCCAGCUUGUCAAAGAAGGGUGAGAAGGCAUAUGCUGAAGCUGGGAAAGUUGCCGAAGAGGUGAUCUCACAGAUCCGUACUGUGUACUCAUAUGUGGCGGAAGGUAGAGCAACAGAAGAAUAUUCAAAAUCACUUGAAACCGCGCUGAAGUUGGGAAAGAAGAGCGGACUCGCAAAAGGACUAGGAGUCGGCUGUACAUUUGGUCUUCUAUUCUGUUCAUGGGCUCUGCUUCUUUGGUUUGCCGGAAUCCUUGUCAUUCAUCGAGUUACAACCGGUGGCAAAGCAUUCACAACAAUCCUAAAUGUUAUUUAUAGUGGAUUUGCCCUUGGACAAGCAGCACCCAGCCUCAGCUCUUUCGCCAAAGGACGGGCAGCAGCAAGCAAUAUAAUAAACAUGAUAGAAAAUGUCCCAAAUGUCACAAAAGAGUCAGAUAAGGGAGUGGUUUUACCGGAGGUCGUAGGCAAUAUUGCAUUCUCUGAGGUUUCUUUCUCCUACCCCUCACGAAAGCACAUGAUCUUUGAAGACCUAAGCUUGGUAAUCAGUGCAGGAAAAACCUUUGCAUUCGUGGGCGAAAGUGGAUCGGGAAAGAGCACCAUCAUAUCAAUGAUCGAAAGAUUUUACGAGCCAACUUUGGGCAAAAUAUUGUUGGAUGGGCAUGACAUAAAGGACCUUCAGCUAAAGUGGCUAAGGAACCAGAUGGGAUUGGUCAGCCAAGAGCCUGCCCUCUUUUCUACCACUAUUGCUAGUAACAUUCUCCAUGGAAAUGAGGGUGCACAAAUGGAGGAAAUUGUGGAGGCAGCAAAGGUUGCAAAUGCCCAUUCUUUUAUACAGAAUCUACCAGGUGGCUACAUGACUGAGGUCGGAGAGAGGGGAACCCAACUUUCUGGAGGCCAGAAACAAAGGAUUGCUAUAGCAAGAGCAGUGCUAAGGAAUCCUAAAAUUUUGCUAUUAGAUGAAGCUACGAGUGCUCUAGAUGCAGAAUCAGAACACCAUAUCCAACGUGCAUUUGAAAGAGUAAUGUUGAACAGGACAACGAUUAUUGUUGCACACAGGUUAUCUACAAUUAGCAACGUUGACACCAUCGCUGUCUUAAAGCAUGGGAAGAUCAUUGAAAGCGGCACACAUGUGGAAUUGAUAUCAAAGGGAGAUGAUGGUGAAUAUGCGAAGAUGGUGAACUUGCAGACAUCUGCAAACAGCGAAAAGAGGAGCCAAAAUAAUCUUAGGCAACUAAUGGAUUCAUAUGAAUUGUCAGCUGGAUUCGAUCAACAAGAAACUGAAGUAUAUUAUGAGAAGGCUGAAUCAAUGGCGCCAGGAAAUCAGAAGAGCCAGGAACAUGGUCAACGGAAGUUGGCAUCGACAUCACCUAUUUGGAGAGCAAUUAGAUUGAAUAAACCAGAGUGGCCAUUUGGAUUUUUGGGGUCAGUGGGUGCUAUACUGGCUGGCAUGCAAGCUCCUCUUUGUGCUCUGGGGAUUACACAUGUUCUGACUGCGUUUUAUUCUCAUAACAAGCACGAGACCAAGCAUGAGAUCAAAAUGAUUUCUCUUAUUUUCAUUGGAGCUGCAAUUAUAACUGUGCCAAUAUAUACGUUACAACACUAUUUCUACACUCUGAUGGGGGAGAAACUCACAACUCGCGUUCGACUACUUAUGUUCUCAGCAAUCCUUAAAAAUGAGGUUGGCUGGUUCGACCUAGAUGAACACAGCAGCGGAUCACUUGCCUCAACCUUAGCUGCUGAUGCAACACUGGUAAAAAGCACAGUUGCAGACAGGAUGUCAAGCAUAAUUCAGAAUAUCUCCCUUACUGUCACAGCCUUUGUUAUAGCAUUUCUGCUAAGUUGGCGAUUGGCAGCUGUUGUCAUUGCGACCUUCCCUCCUCAUUGCUUCAUAUAUAGCUGAGCACCUAUUUCUUAUGGGAUUUGGAGGAGAUUACGCCCAUGCUUAUGCUAGAGCUAGUUCACUAGCACGAGAAGCCAUCACUAACAUUAGAACAGUGGCAGC
Asparagus officinalis (garden asparagus) is the source of this 2770-nucleotide messenger RNA. Its product is annotated as ABC transporter B family member 13-like. The record is from RefSeq and is a predicted model, not a curated record. Bases 164 to 2668 code for a protein of 834 amino acids. Gene Ontology annotation, biological process: transmembrane transport. Gene Ontology annotation, molecular function: ATP binding; ABC-type transporter activity; ATP hydrolysis activity. Gene Ontology annotation, cellular component: membrane. The transcript has 11 exons. Lineage: Eukaryota; Viridiplantae; Streptophyta; Magnoliopsida; Asparagales; Asparagaceae.